CAAAGUUUGUGAAAGUUGAUGGGUGUAUUUUCUGAAGAGUAACUUGUCAUUAUUUGCAUUUUUUCCCCACACUUCACAAAAUACGCGUACACGUAAAUUAAACAUGCCGCUUUUUGAGGGACUUGGAAGCGGCGGAGAGAAGACCGCUGUUGUCAUUGAUCUUGGCUCGGCAUACACAAAAUGUGGUUUUGCAGGUGAAACGGGACCCAGGUGUAUCAUCCCCAGUGAGAUGCCAAGGCCUGGCCUCCAGCAGCCCAUCAAAGUGGUCCAGUACAACAUCAACACAGACGAGCUCUACUCCACCCUCAAGGAUUUCAUUCACAUGCUUUACUUCAGGCAUCUGCUGGUGAACCCUCGAGAUCGGCGCGUAGUGGUCGUCGAGUCCGUCCUGUGCCCGUCGCACUUCAGAGACACCCUCGCCAAAGUCCUCUUCAAACACUUUGAGGUGCCAUCGGUGCUUUUCGCCCCCAGCCACCUUGUGUCAGUCCUCACUCUGGGCAUCAACUCUGCCCUGGUGAUGGAUUGUGGGUACACAGAAACCCUGGUGUUGCCUGUAUAUGAGGGCUUCCCGAUCCUGUCUGCCUGGGAGGCCCUACCCCUGGGAGGAAAUGCCAUUCACAAGGAGCUGGAAGGGCUGCUUAUGGAACAGUGCACAAUAGACACAGACUCAAAGAGAGGACAGAGCCUGCCGUCAGUCAUCAGUUCCAUUCCUGAGGAAGUUGUGGAGGAUAUCAAAGUAAGGACCUGUUUUGUCAGUGACCUCCAGAGGGGCCUGAAGAUCCAGGAGGCCAGGUUCAGUAGGGAGUGCACGGUGGAGCGUCCAGCCCCACCCCCCGAUGUCGAUUACCCACUGGAAGGAGAGAAGAUCAUACACAUCAAGGGAUCAAUCAGGGACUCUGUCAUGGAGGUGCUGUUUCAGCAGGACAAUGAGGAGAAGUCUGUGGCCUCACUAGUGCUGGAUGCCCUGGUCAAGUGCCCCAUCGACACCCGUAAGACCCUGUCGGAGAACCUUGUAGUUGUCGGGGGCACAGCCAUGCUGCCUGGCUUCCUGCACCGGCUCCUGGCAGAGAUCCGGCGCCUCGCAGAGAAACCUCGCUACCAGCAGACCCUGGCCACCAAGAGCUUCCGCCUGCACAGCCCCCCGGCCAAGCCCAACUGCACAGUCUGGCUGGGAGGUGCAAUAUUCGGAGCCCUGCAGGACAUCCUUGGCAGCCGGUCUGUGUCCCGGGACUACUACCAUCAGACAGGCCGCAUUCCAGACUGGUGCUGCUUGACCACCCCUCCCUCAGAGUCUGUAUAUGACACUGGCAAGACCCUGCCUCCACUGAUGAAGAGAAUCUUCUCCACAGAGAAGUGAAGCCCUCUCCUACUCUCACCCAACAUGGCUACACUUCCUAGCCUCAGUCCCAACCCAGCUGGGCAUUGACCCUGUCUCCCUGACCAAUCUCUACCAGCCCAGGCAUUGACCACACCCCCAGGCUCAUCUCUGCCCAUCCAGGCCUUGAUCAUGCCCCACAUCCUUACUCAGAGAGGCUCUGGUUUGGCCACCUGCGCUAAACGCCUCGUUGAUUAAGCAGUGGCCAUGCAGCUUGACAUUCUACCUCACUGUGAAACUAUAAUUGUUUCUGCCUUGGAGGUGGGGCAAGGUGAGGACAAUGCUGCAGUUCUGUAAGCGGUGCUCUACAUGAGCUGAAUGAACAAAAUGUUGUUGAGCAGCCAUGGAAGUUUGCCAGACAUGUGGAGGAGGCCUGAGUCAGUGAGCUUACUGAAAGAACUAGCUUCAGUAGACACUCAAGGGCUUUUCAGCUUUUAAUCAUUAUUAGAACCAUAUUUGUCUGUAAAACCCAAUGUUUUGAAUAUUAUGAACUUAGUUUGUAGAGGGAAGGUGGCCGCAUCUGUAAUACAGCAGUGAACAUACUCAAAUGUGAUGGCCAAAUUUUACCAUCACAACAAAAACUCCCAAAAUUACCCAUAAGGCACAGGGCCCUAAAACCUGGCUCACAUACAGCCCUCACCAUGCAUUUUACAUUAACUAUGUCUGCUAUGUUGAAUUUUUCAUUUGUUUGAAAAAUAAGCGUAUUAGCAAAUAUUUUUACAAACCAUUGGUUUGAUCCUCAUGAAAUUUCUUAUGCACAUAUCCCUGUCCUAUCUAAAUGGAGUGGAAACAUUCAAAGGCCUGAGACGUGGCAGUAACAAGUUGAACAGCGUGCAGCAUUUGUACCUAAAUAUGCAAAGUAGCAAAUCAUUCUCAAGCAGAGAUAUUGUAUGCAGUGGAAUCAGUUUAGUAACAUUUUUUAAAGCAGCAAGAAUGUAUGAAUGUUGUUUGCGUGGUAGCCUGUAGCACAAAUGGCCUUCCGCAGACACCAGCUUUUAUUUCUGCUGUAUGUAAAAAUAUGCCUGCAAAUUGAACAGGGCAUCUCUGUAUUGAUAGUCACGAUAUGGUCAACAAUAGAGUAAAUCGUAAAAAACACGUACAGUAGCAUAGCACAUUAGUCGCUUUAUUAGAUGGUCUCCCUUCCAAGUUACGUGCGCGUUACCUUUAAGGGAUUGCAUUUCUAAGCCGAAGUGUAACCCCAGUACUGAAAGAGGAUUUUGAUUUCAGCUACAGGAAAUAAAAUCACAUCAGCCUCCCGGGGGAGAAAGUGAGAUAACCGCUUUAACUGUAUCACUGACUUAUGCCUACAUUUUCCUGUAAGAAAGUGACAUCACCAAAAAAGGUGUACAUCAGACAUAUUUUGUCUCAUUUAGCUCAUUUAGUAAAUUGUUUUAUUAAGAAUGUUUUCAUAACAGUGAUUAAUGUAUCCACGUGAUUGAUUCUCAGUGAUAAUAGUAAGUGUCCCAAACUCCAGUUUGGAUGCAUUCCUUUAUCUAAUGCACAACGGGUGCAUUGUCUUGAGUUUUUCCCCAUUCCAAAAAGAGGGAUUUCAUUUGUGCUGUAUGUAAUGUUUUGACAGAUUACAUUAGAAUGUGCCGGGGGUGUAUCCUGGUAAAUAUGCGCAGUGGUUUUUCUGUACGGCUGCUACUUUGAUAUCAUAUUUGACAUUGUGCUAAAGAAUCCAAAGAUUUUCCAUAUUUAAACCUGCUGUUUAUCACAUGGUCUGGCCUUCAUGCCUGCAUGAAGUCAGCUGGACCAAACACCAUCAUACACUGUUGAGCUUGGCUGAGAUUUGGAUUGUCUGUACAUGCCAGGAGAUAAUACUGUACUCAGGGUGUGUUUUCCUGUAAUUUUAUUCUGUGUUAUAAUGGCUUAUUAUAUAAGUGAAUGUGUUUUGUUUUAGCUUUAUAAGGGAAAAGAUCUGGGAUCCAGUGGAAGGGCUGAAGCUUCAGUACACUGUGGAUGUCAACGAUGUUAUAGUUGAUCACGUUUAAAACAGACUUCUUGAAUCAUUCCAUUCAUUUUGUUUACUGCCUGUGUGACCAAUGUCACUGGCCGUUGAGGGAUCUGGGUCUUCAUACCAAGAUGGCAAUUAGCCAAACAUACCUCUAAAGCAUUCCCCAUUCACCAGGCUGUGCAGUAAAUGUUUCAAUUGUCCAAAACGGUUGACCAAUGAAGACAGUUAAAGAGGCUCACCAAUUACAAAACGGUCCAUAAACAUACAGUAUGAUGCUGGACCCUUCACAAUAGAUCAGGUUUUGCCAGUAUGUUUUGCCUCAUACUGAUAUGUAUCCUACAAACCGUGUUUUGAAUUCGAUUGAACUUUGUGCAUUCACUGAAGGGCUGCUUCACCAACACCAUUAGAACAAUGGGCUGCCCUGCCUUGUCCAAAGCAGUGAAUUGUGGGAUAUCCUCGCCCCUGAAAUGUACUGUGCUUGCUUGUGCAGGAGCCUCUACUCAGGAAAAGGAUUUGUUUUGAUGUAUAUUCUACUGGGACGCAUGGUUCUCCUCUUGCUGGAAGGAAUUGUUUUUUGCAAACUGUUGCUGAAUCCAAGAAAAAGAGCAACUUUAGUUCCCAGCAAAACUUCUCUGCCCUUUCAGAUAUUUGACUUUGGAAUAGCCUCAGGGAGCGAGCACUUGGGGCCCUCUUUUUAUUUGCCUUGCCAGAUGACUGGAACCAAAGUGAAUAAACAUAUUUUUGAGUUAACAUCUUUGUAUUUGUGC
Molecule: messenger RNA, 4099 nt
Organism: Megalops cyprinoides (Indo-Pacific tarpon)
Lineage: Eukaryota; Metazoa; Chordata; Actinopteri; Elopiformes; Megalopidae
Product: actin-related protein 10-like
Exons: 13
Coding region: 104-1357 (417 amino acids)
Biological process (GO): retrograde axonal transport of mitochondrion
Source: RefSeq, a predicted model, not a curated record